This is a messenger RNA of Pogonomyrmex barbatus (red harvester ant), 3723 nucleotides long. RefSeq lists its product as uncharacterized. Lineage: Eukaryota; Metazoa; Arthropoda; Insecta; Hymenoptera; Formicidae. Gene Ontology annotation, biological process: DNA integration; regulation of transcription by RNA polymerase II. The record is from RefSeq and is a predicted model, not a curated record. Gene Ontology annotation, cellular component: nucleus. Gene Ontology annotation, molecular function: RNA polymerase II cis-regulatory region sequence-specific DNA binding; DNA-binding transcription activator activity, RNA polymerase II-specific.
CAGACUCAUACAUGUUCACAUAUCAUAUGCACAUGCACAUGGAGUAAUACGUGAAUGAAUUUCUGGUUCUGCGUUGAUUUUAAUAAUUUUUCUGUUUUUCAUUUUUGUCAAUUUCAUGAAUUAAUAAUUAAUGAUUUUCAAUUUUUACGAUAGAAUAUUCAUGAAAAUUCGUCUUGACGUUGAAUGAAUUUUCACAGUAUGCUAAAAAACGUCAAGGGACUGACAUAUCUUGAUUACAAACAGAAUUGGACUAAUCAUAAUUUAUCUAUCAAAAUAAAGUGGGAAAAUAUGUGAAAGGUUGCAGAACAUUUCAGUACGAUAUAUAAAUCUCAAUUGAAUAAUUUUCCAAACAUACGGAUUGAAUAAAAACUGAUGAAAUCAUAAAGAAACCAACACGAAUAAAAAAACCUAAUAUUUGAUUCAACAUAUGACAAAAAUAAGAAAUGCCAUAAGUAUGGAGUGGAUAGCACAAAAUGCAUAUAUAAACAAUUCUUUGGAUCACUUGCUGCCAGGAAAUAAAAGUCAAGACUUCUUAAUAAAGCAAGAAGCAAAGUUCUUCCAAAGCGCUUUGAAUUCUCAGUCAGGACAAAAUGGAAUUGUACAUAUGCAAGUCACACCUAAAGAGAAGGACAAGGAAAUCAAGCAGGAAAGCAGUUGUCGAGAUAUAUUGAUAACACCUUGUCAAACGAGGUCUGUAAAUCAAUUGCCCAAAGGAUUAAUUAACAUCUCAGAGAAAUUGUAUAAUAAGGGUCGCAUUGAUAUAAUAGAGAUGACAGUAGAUUCUAUGUUCAAUUAUAAAUAUUUUCUCGUUUAUGAAGAUCAAUUUUCCAAAUUUGUUAUACUAAAACCGCUCCAUAGCAAUGCAGCCAGAGAGGUCGCGGUGAAUCUGCUAGAUAUAUUGGCGAUCAUAGGAGCACCGCGAGUAUUACAGAGUGGCAAUGGACGUAAGUUUGCUGAACAAGUUGUAUGUGAACUACGUUUGCUGUGGAACGAUUUAUUUCUACUGCACGGGGACGUGUCUAAAUGUGAAGUUAGCUAUAGGGAUUUUAAGAGCGCGCUCGAAUCCUGGAUGAAAAAGAAUCCAACCAAAGCCUGGUGUGAAGGACUAAACUUUAUACAGAUUGUUCACAAUUCGACAUAUCGCUGUCAGAAUGAUAAAGUUCCAUAUGACGUGUUGUUCAGACAAAAUGUACGCGAAAAUUUUCAAAGCAUGGAGAAAGACACGGAGAAUCUGUGGACGGAAGAAGAAUGGCUCAAAUAUUUGUCAGACAGAAAAAUCGCGGCCGCAGCAAUAGCAGAUACGCAGUGUACAUCAAAUUCCAAUCAAUAUGAAGAAAACGCACAAGAUACACAGAACCAAAAUGCACCUUCGAAAGUCGAUAUAAAUGUCUUCAAUUGCGUCAAAGCGAGGAAUGAAUCUCUCACAGACAAUGCGCACACAGUAGUUCAUACAGAUGAACUAAACGUGAAAAAUGAAUCGAAAGUACAUGAAGAUACUCAAUCUCUCAAGUGCAAAUACUGUCAAAAGCAAUAUAUGAAGAUAGGACAUUUGAAGAACCAUAUGAGAACUCAUGAGACAAAACGGCUCUUCCAUUGUAAACUGUGUAAAAAGACAUUUAGCGUUCUAAGAUUAUACACAAAGCAUAUGAAACAGUCGCAUGAACAAGAUAAAUCAAUCGAGGAAAGUGAAAUUCCGGUUAGUAGAAAUACGAGAAACAAUACUGGCACGAUAGCGGCUGUAUCUAAGGAAAAAUCAAUGAGUCAAACGACACACGAGACAUCCGACUUUGAGGCGAAUGAAGAUUGCGAUUCAUUAAUAAAUACAAAAGAUUCCUGCGGCAAGACCGGCAAGAACUCCAAUCAAGUUGGUAAACGAAAGCUAUCCACGGAGAAUCGCGGGUCGAAGAUACAAUCCUUACAAUGUACAUAUUGCAAGCAGAAAUUUAGUUUUCCAAGCGUGCUGGAGAGGCACAUGCGAUCGCACACAAACGAACGGCCGUACGUGUGCGAGAUAUGCAAUAAGAGCUUCAAACAGCUGGGUCAUCUCAGCCAACACUCGUUGACCCAUCAUGACUAUCGCUCGUUUCAAUGUACAGUAUGCGGUGUAAAGUUCGACUCGUUGGAUUUACUAAAACAGCAUGCACACACGCAUAAGGGUGACGUGACAACGACCACGUCCAAAAUUCGCGAUGUCUACCGUUUGUUUGAAUGCGACAAUUGCAAGAAGGUGUUUACGACGAAAAGCGUGCUGGAACGCCAUAUAUUCACGCAUACGCAGGAACGUCAGUAUGACUGUAAGGUAUGUGGUAAGCGAUUCAAGCAGGCUGGUCACGUUAAGUCGCACAUGCUGGUGCACACGGGCGAGCGUCGCUUCCAGUGCACUGUAUGCUUGAAACGCUUCAGUCUGUCAAAUUCGCUGAAAAAACAUAUGUACGUGCACAACGGUGAGAAGCCGUAUCAAUGCGACGUAUGCGGCGCGCGCUUCCUCGAGAAGCGCAAUUUGAACGGUCAUUUAUUGACACAUACUAAUGAGCGUCCAUACUGCUGCAAGAUCUGUGGCAAACGGUAUACUCUGGCUGAUACUCUGCGCCGUCACAUCAGUGCCGCGCAUGAGGAUGGUCGUACAUAUCAAUGCGAGAUUUGCGCCAAGAUGUUCAAGCAAUUGGCACAUCUGUCGGUGCACAAGAAAGUGCACAACGACGAACGACCGUUUCAGUGUCAUCUAUGCGAAAAGAACUUCAAACAUAAAAAUGUGCUCAAAUCACACUUGGCGAUCCACGCGAAUGUACGGCCGUUCGAGUGCGAUGUGUGCAAAGCGACGUUCGUUAGGAAGACGAAUCUGCAGACGCACAUCUCAUCCGCUCAUAUGAACGAGCGACCGUAUACCUGUACAAUUUGUGGCAAGCGUUUCAAGCAGAUUAGCCAUUUAAAUGGCCAUGUAGUCGUCCACAGUAACCUGAUGCCAUACAAGUGUGAUUACUGCGAUCGCCGAUGCAAUCGACUCGACAAUUUGAAGAAGCAUAUGCGUCUUCAUACAAAGAACAAGGAAUGAAAAAACACAAAAAAACGAAUUAGAAUUAAUGAAAGAGGCAUCAAGAAACAUAAACAAAAUAAGAAAAAUAAAAAAAUAAAGUUAAAUUAAAUUAAGCAAUCAAUGUGGAUAUAUUAUCGCGUCAGAACUAAAUUUAUUGAAUCUCUUGAAUGAACGUUUAAAAAUAAUUCUAUGUCAAAUAUAAAACAUUAUUGGUUGUAAUUAUUUUAAAUUAUUGGAUCGAUAUAAGUUCCUAACAGAAAAUAACGAGAUCUUAAAAAUAAUUGGACAAUUGACACAACGAGAGACAUUGCUGAGGAUAAAUGAUAAAAUAUUGUACAUAUUUUCUUUUUUAUUCAUUAAUUACUUCCAAUUUGCUCCACGUAUAGCGAGAGAUAUUGUAUUAUAUUUUAAUAUUUCUUUAAUUAUUGAAACAAUUGUUCUCAUAAUUUCCUAUCCAUUAUAAAGCAUAAUUGUAGUAAUAUUUCCUAAGCAUAUUUUAUGUAUAUAACAUAUAUUGUAUAUCGCGCGAGAUAUAAAAUAUUUUAUCUCUCAGUUUAUUUACUGACUGCCUGACUGAUCGACUUAUAGGGAUAUAAGCGAAUUUUAUACUUAUAUAGAGAGAUAAUUAUCGAUCAUGACAUAUAUUUGAAAAUACGUAGUAUAUCUUUAUGAUGACUUUAUGUAGACUG